Molecule: messenger RNA, 1084 nt
Organism: Ilex paraguariensis (yerba mate)
Lineage: Eukaryota; Viridiplantae; Streptophyta; Magnoliopsida; Aquifoliales; Aquifoliaceae
Source: the annotation of a GenBank genome assembly
CUCUCUCUCUCUCUCCCCCCCCAUCGUAUCUAGCCCACCUUUGGGAGCCCUCUCCAGCCAUAAAGUCCCACCACCGGUAGAAACCCAGAACGGUACUGCCUCUGCUACAACUACACUAUCUUCUUGUCAUUCAUUUCUCAGAGAGCUAAAAACAAAUGAUAUCUUUGCAAAACUCAUUUUGUACCCAUCAGUCUUUGUUCCCAAAUGCAUCUAUUCAGCUAGGGUUAUGUAGGCAUGGCCAAUCUCGAAGAGGUGUUUCUUUUCUUGUCAGGGUUGAGCAAGUAUCGACAGCUUCGGCCAUUUCUCAACAAGAUAGACCUGGAAGGCGCCAAGUGCUUGCCGUUGGAGCCACCACUAUCCCUUGUUUUUUGCUUUCCCACCUGACUUCAUCAUCAUUUGCUGCAGAGUCUAAAAAAGGAUUUGUGGCAGUGAAGGACAAUAAUGAUGGGUAUUCUUUUCUAUAUCCCUUUGGGUGGCAGGAAGUUGUCAUUGAAGGCCAAGACAAGGUAUUCAAAGAUGUCAUUGAACCAUUGGAAAGUGUUAGUGUAAAUCUGAUCCCCACCAGAAAACAGGACAUUCGAGAUCUAGGGCCACCACAAGAGGUUGCUGAAACUUUAAUUAAAAAGGUUUUGUCUCCACCCUCCCAGAAGACAAAGCUAAUAGAGGCCACAGAGCAUAAUGUUAAUGGGAAAGCUUAUUACACAUUCGAGUUCAUUGCUCAAGCCCCAAAUUUCACUCGCCAUGCUCUCGGUACAAUUUGUAUCGGAAACGGGAAGUUCUACACACUGACAACGGGUGCCAAUGAGAGGAGGUGGGAAAAGAUGAAAGACAGACUUCACACUAUAAUUGAUUCAUUUGAAAUAGUCAAUGUUUGAGGUGGUUCUCAUAUUUUGCUGUUUCUUCCUAGCUGUACCAGGCUGAGUUUUUGUCAUUCUUUUUGAACUGGGGAGUUUUGGUCAUUCUGUUGUUUGAAAAUGUAUUUCAAUUGUGAAAGGCUAUCCAUUCUAUACAGAUGCAAACAUUUUUUCCCUUGAGAAUUUGAAAUUUACCUGCUGUUUGUGUCUUAGUAAAAGCUUAAUUGCAU